This is a messenger RNA of Centropristis striata (black sea bass), 2568 nucleotides long. It is a transcript of the gene mlycd, whose product is annotated as malonyl-CoA decarboxylase. The record is from RefSeq and is a predicted model, not a curated record. Gene Ontology annotation, cellular component: mitochondrial matrix; peroxisomal matrix. The transcript has 5 exons. NCBI's taxonomy places the organism in Eukaryota, Metazoa, Chordata, Actinopteri, Perciformes, Serranidae. Gene Ontology annotation, biological process: fatty acid biosynthetic process; positive regulation of fatty acid oxidation; malonyl-CoA catabolic process. Bases 185 to 1699 code for a protein of 504 amino acids. Gene Ontology annotation, molecular function: malonyl-CoA decarboxylase activity.
UUUUUAUUAUGAAGUCAAUUAUUACCUAUCAUGUAGCGCCAGCCUAACUUCUGACUUGUUGCCAUGACAGCGGUGUCUUUUUGACUUGUUGCCAUGACAGCUGCACUGUCUCUUUAAGAAACCCGGAAACGGUUCCCUCCAGUGUUUUGCUGGCCCAAACAGACAGCUGAGCUCCCUCCCAGCGAUGAUAUCCCACCCUGCUAUCUGGGCUUUACGAAGUAGUGUGAGGUGCUGGUGUCACCGGACUGUGUUCAAAGCGGCUCUGGAGGCCUCGGACGUCAGCGCUUGGCGUUGGUACUCGACCCCAGUUCGUGGCGGUGUCACGGGCAUGGAGGACAUCCUGGCUAGGGUCAUUGCUCCUUUACCCACAUAUGAAACGAGAGACAAGUCUCCUCCUCCUCCCGAAUCAAACAGCUUGGAGUUUAUGCACUUCUACGGAAAUCUGGAAAAGGAGGACAAACUCCACAUGCUAACGAAGCUGUCACAAGACUUCGGUGUAGACCACAGAAACGUUUCAGAGCUCGCUGUGAGGCUGUUGGACACUCAGCUCCGAGACUUGUCGACCAUUUUGCAAGUUGAAGACAGGCUGCGGUACGGCCUGACUCCCCGUUAUAAACAGCUGCUUAAUCACAUAAGCAGAGUCGAGGGGGGAGUGAAGUUUCUGGUGGACCUCCGAGCCGAUGUGCUUGAAAUAAUCUCGUCCAAAGCGAGCGAGAGCCCGCACAUCAGGGACCUGAAUGGCACACUGAAGAGCUUACUGUCUGAGUGGUUCUCUGUUGGUCUGCUCCGCCUGGAGAGAAUCACCUGGCAAUCCCCCUGUGAGAUCCUGCAGAAGAUCAGCCAGUAUGAGGCCGUGCACCCUGUGAGGAACUGGACAGACCUGAAGCGCAGAGUGGGGCCGUACCGCCGCUGUUAUGCCUUCACCCACGCCGCCAUGCCAGGAGAACCCCUGGUCGUUCUCCACGUGGCCCUCACAGAAGACAUCUCUGAUAACAUUCAGAGUAUCGUCCGUGAGUUUGCCACUCUUGACUCUGAAGAGGAUGUGAAUAAGAUAAACGCAGCCAUCUUCUACUCCAUCUCCUCCACCCAGGCUGGCCUUCAAGGGGUGGAGCUGGGCAACUACCUCAUCAAGAGAGUGGUCCGAGAACUGCAGAGCGAGUUCCCUCACAUGGCCCAGUUCUCCAGCCUGUCUCCCAUCCCAGGCUUCUCCUCCUGGCUCCAAGGCCUGCUCAGCCAGUUCAGGAAGGAAGGCCGAGGCUCCGACAUCCUCUCCGAGCAGGAGUGGAAGGAGGUGGAGCAGGCCACUGACUCGGCCCCGGGGACCCCCGCCAUCGAGGCUCUCCGCAAGCUGAUCACAACCAGUGAAUGGAUGCGUUCCGAGCGUCUCAUGCGCAUCCUGGAGCCCGUCCUGAUGCGUCUCUGCGCCUGGUACCUCUACGGGGAGAAGCGGCGAGGCUACGCUCUCAACCCGGUGGCCAACUUCCACCUGCAAAACGGCGCCACCAUGUGGAGGGUCAACUGGCACGCUGACACCAGCCCAAGGGGCGUGGCCAACUCCUGCGGCAUCAUGGUGAACUAUCGUUACUUCCUGAAUGAAACGUCUAAGAACAGUGCUCUGUACCUGCAGAAUAAGGCUAUCACUGCGUCGGAGCAGGUGCUGGGGCUGGUGACCCAAUUUCAGAAGAACAGCAAAUUGUGAGAAAGAGAUGCCCUUAAAUGCACCUCUGGUCUGUCAGCAGUUAUUAUUUUUGACUUCAAAUUAGAACAUUUGUCCACAAAGUGUCUCAUCCAUCUGCUGCAUGUAGUCCAUAGGUUAGGCUUCUAGCCUCUUUGAGUUUCUGGUUGAAGCGGUUUGAUAUUGCCUAACUGCCUCCCAAGCUGAGAGACUGUAGCUAAUGAAGCACGAGGCAUUUAUCAAUGCUGCCCCAUGUUCCUGGAUAACAGUGUGUGUAAUGGUGAAGCAGGAGCGAUGAGGAGGUGCAGCUACUGGAAUAAAUGAUGUUUAGAUUCUGUCAUUUGGCUGAACUGUCUCACUGCAAACACACUGAUGAAUGUCUUGGAUUUUGUCUUCUUUCCUUAUUCCCUUAAAGUUCAAUACACAAAAGCAUGAAAUCACUACCUGGAAAUAUUAUUUCACUUUAAACAAAACUGUUUUCAUUCUGCCGUGUAUCAUGGCUACUCCGAUAUUUUACAGUCGACUGUGCUCAUUCUGAUCCACUGGGCUGUACCUGCUGGGUACCUCCAUUCACGUGAUUUUCUUUUUUUGCCUUAACACACACACACACACACACACACACACACACACACACGCACAGCGCCAAUGUCUCCAGAGAGCCAUCGCUGAUGUUCUAACUGCUCUGUACAGGUGCCAAGCAGGGCUCAUAUCAGCCCACACUCCAUUGUUGUGAAAUAAUAUAUCACAGCAAGUUGACUGUGAAAUUACAUUUUAUCUCUCUGAGGAGCCAAACUUUCUUUUCUUUUUUUUCCCUACAUUCUGCCCCCCCUCCCUGUGCCGCUCUGUGUCCUAGAAACUAAUGGAGUGAGAAAUAAAGUUAAAGUAAAUGGCUA